GGGUGCAGAGAAAGAAAGAAAGUGGGCAAAUGCUUAAACCCUUGAAAUAAAAAGAGGGUGGAAUGAGAGAGGGGAAUGGCCCAACUCUCAAAUUUUCGGCUCUUUCUCUCCAAACCCUCCACCCUCCACUUCCGAUCCAUCUUCUCGACGGUUAUCGCUUCCUCUUCUUCUCCGAGACGACACCGUAACGCCCCUCUCCAUCUUACCCGCAGAAACAACAGCAACACCCGCGGUGGCAGAGGAAGAACCACUCACCCAAUGGAACUCGACAAGAACGCUUCUUCUGCUGGCUUCAACAAGCGCAGAGCAGAGGGAAGAGACAACAGCGACGCUCCCAAGAAGGACCUCCAAUUAAAGCAUCGCAAGGUCAAUCCAGUUAACACCAUAGCUUAUCUUCAGAUACUCGGAACUGGCAUGGAUACUCAGGAUACUUCUCCUUCCGUCUACCUCUUCUUCGAUAAACAACGUUUUAUAUUCAAUGCUGGAGAGGGACUACAACGAUUUUGCACUGAGCAUAAAAUUAAGUUAUCCAAGAUUGAUCACAUAUUUCUAACUCGUGUUUGUUCAGAAACCGCCGGUGGCCUUCCAGGUUUGCUGCUUACACUGGCCGGAAUGGGAGAAGAGGGGAUGUGUGUCAAGAUAUGGGGCCCUUCAGAUCUUAAGUUUUUAGUAGAUGCCAUGAGAUCAUUUAUUCCCAAUGCUGCCAUGGUUCACACAAAGAGCUUUGGCGGCACCGAUGAUACCACUGUGCUUACUGGAUGUAAGCUAUUGGACAAUCCCAUUGUUCUCAUUGAAAACGAGGUGGUCAAAAUAUCUGCCAUCAUCCUGCGACCACAUCACCCGAUGACACCUUCAGAGACCCUUAACUCACCCAACGGGAAAAACCAGGCUGCUGCGAAGCCUGGUGAUAUGUCUGUAGUAUAUAUUUGCGAACUGCCUGAGAUCAAGGGAAAAUUUGAUCAAGAUAAAGCAAAGGCCCUAGGUUUGAAACCUGGGCCAAAGUAUCGUGAAUUGCAAUUUGGAAAUUCAGUGCAAUCAGAUCGCCUGAAUAUUACGGUUCAUCCAAGUGAUGUCUUGGGUCCUUCUGUUCCUGGUCCCAUUGUACUCCUUGUUGAUUGUCCAACAAAAUCUCAUUUGGAAUCGUUAUUUUCUGCACAAUCACUACGUGUGUGAUUCACUUAAGUCCUGCUUCUGUUGUAAGUUCUUCAGAUUACCAGAAGUGGAUGAAGAAAUUUGGUUCUGCACAGCAUAUCAUGGCUGGGCAUGAAAAGAAGAAUGUAGAGAUUCCUAUCUUGAAAGCUAGUGCAAGAAUUGCAUCUCGACUUAAUUAUGUUUGUCCUCAGUUCUUUCCAGCCCCAGGAUUUUCAUCUCUUUCAAGUGCUCUUGCUUCAAGUGAGGGUUCCUUUUCUGAAUCUUCUAAAGUCAUUUCUGCUGAAAAUCUUCUCAAGUUUACAUUGCGUCCUUAUGCUCGUCUUGGGUUGGAUAGAUCCGGUACUCCAACCACGGUGACUUCCACGCAAAUCAUUGAUGAGUUACUCUCAGAGAUUCCAGAGGUCGUGGAAGCAGCUCAUCAUGUAAGUCAGCUCUGGCAACAAGCUAAUCAGACAAAGGAGGAUUUAGUUCCCGCAGCAGAUCGAAAUAUGAUGAUUGAGGAACCUUGGUUGUGUGAUUCUACUGUUCCUUCGUGUUUGGAAAAUAUAAGGAGAGAUGACUUGGAGAUAGUUCUUCUUGGAACUGGUUCAUCCCAACCAUCCAAGUACAGAAACGUGAGUUCAAUAUAUAUAAAUCUUUUCUCAAAAGGAGGUUUGCUCUUGGAUUGUGGUGAAGGAACCUUGGGACAACUCAAAAGAAGAUAUGGUGUAAGUGGUGCUGAUGAUGUUGUGAGAGCUUUAAGAUGCAUUUGGAUUUCACAUAUCCAUGCUGAUCACCACACUGGCUUGGCUAGGAUCCUUGCUCUGCGCCGUGAAUUGCUGAAGGGGGUGCCUCAUGAACCAGUUCUUGUCGUAGGGCCAAGGCAGCUCAAGAGAUAUUUAGAUGCUUACCAAAGACUCGAAGAUUUGGAUAUGCUGUUUUUAGAUUGCAAGCACACCACAGCAGCUUCAUUGGAUGCUUUUGAGGAUGGCUGUGACCUGAACAAUAAUAAUAGAGAAGUAUCCGCAUCAAAAGUUGAUUCAACUUUGUUUGCCAAAGGGUCUCGUAUGCAAAGUUUAUGGAAAAGACCAGGCAGUCCUGUUGACAAAGAUGCCGUUUCUCCUAUCCUAGAGAGAUUUAGGGGGGUAAUCCAGGAAGCUGGUCUGAAGUCCUUGGUUAGUUUCCCUGUUGUACAUUGCCCACAGGCAUUUGGUGUUGUUCUAAAAGCAGCAGAGAGGACUAGUACUGCGGGAAAAGUGAUACCUGGCUGGAAGGUUGUAUAUUCUGGCGACACAAGGCCCUGUCCAGAGUUGGUAGAAGCAUCUCGAGACGCAACAGUUCUUAUACACGAGGCAACUUUUGAGGAAGCUAUGGUAGAGGAGGCUAUAGCAAAAAACCACAGCACCACAAAUGAAGCCAUAGAAAUGGGAAACUCCGCUGAUGCAUACCGAAUCAUUUUAACUCAUUUCAGCCAAAGAUAUCCUAAAAUACCUGUGUUGGAUGAAGCAAACAUGCAUAAAACGUGUGUUGCAUUUGACAUGAUGAGUGUGAAUGUGGCAGAUUUGCCCGUUCUUCCAAAGGUUCUUCCAUAUUUGAAAUUGCUUUUCAGAAACGAAAUGAUAGUUGAUGAGUCAGACGAUGUAGUAGACGCUGUGACCGCCGCAUAUUAACAAAAUGACUCCUAUUCUAUUCAUUUUUUUUCGCUUUGCAUGUAUAUUAGAUUUUUAUAGACAGAGAUUAUAGAAUCAUGCUAUGCAAAAGCAAUAUAUAUAGUCAUUCAUUUCUCCUUGAAACAUCAAGUUUCCUUCAUAAGCCAAAAUUGACCUGUAUUCC
This is a messenger RNA of Arachis ipaensis, 2964 nucleotides long. It is a transcript of the gene TRZ4, whose product is annotated as tRNAse Z4. NCBI's taxonomy places the organism in Eukaryota, Viridiplantae, Streptophyta, Magnoliopsida, Fabales, Fabaceae. Gene Ontology annotation, molecular function: 3'-tRNA processing endoribonuclease activity. Gene Ontology annotation, biological process: mitochondrial tRNA 3'-end processing. Gene Ontology annotation, cellular component: mitochondrion. The record is from RefSeq and is a predicted model, not a curated record.